AUGAGCCGGAACUGUAUGCCCAAGCCCAACGUCAGUGUGGUUGUGCAGGGCUUCUGCCAGGUGCUAGUACUCAAGCAGAACUGCCGAGGAACGGUUGGAGAAGACGAAUCUGUUCAGCCAGUACAGAAGGAACAACAUGUGUUGCUGAUCCUUGUCCUUCUCAGCACUGAACUUCCUCAAAUAAUUAGAGAAAGAACAGUUCUGGUUGAUUGUGGCUGGAGAGAUAGUGAACGGCUUGGACAGUUUUUCUUGGUUCUUUCUUCGAUGAUAGUCACCAACAGCAUCAACAAGCCUUCCAACAUCAACAAGCCAUAUCCAGCAAGGUUGGUGUCAUCAGGCCCACACCAAAAUCAAAGGUAUUCCUGGCAGAAUUCCAUAAACAAAGGGCAGCGACAAGCAGGUUCUCAUCCCUGUUGA
Prunus armeniaca (apricot) is the source of this 417-nucleotide messenger RNA. Lineage: Eukaryota; Viridiplantae; Streptophyta; Magnoliopsida; Rosales; Rosaceae. The record is from the annotation of a GenBank genome assembly.